Anopheles cruzii is the source of this 1167-nucleotide messenger RNA. It is a transcript of the gene Nemp, whose product is annotated as nuclear envelope integral membrane protein. Lineage: Eukaryota; Metazoa; Arthropoda; Insecta; Diptera; Culicidae. The annotation marks the transcript as partial. The transcript is spliced from 2 exons. The record is from RefSeq and is a predicted model, not a curated record. Gene Ontology annotation, cellular component: nuclear envelope.
UUACCCCAAUUGUAAAAUAUGGUGCUACUUUACACCUUUAUGAAGUUUACGAAGUUCUGUGUCUGUGUUCAAUAGAUAUUAGUUACCCGCCAAAGUUCUAUCCUUGGCCAGCAGUGAAACGCAUCAAUAGCAAAUUCCUUCGUCAUGGGAACAGUUAAUGUUUUAGUUCUCAUUUUCGUACUCAUUUGUACGAUAGACAUUGCCCUUAGCCAGGGUACCAACAAUAAUAAAAUAAAAUUUCUGGAACCGGAUCGGGUGGUCCGCUACACGCCACAAGAAUGGAGCGUUUAUCGUCCCGGCCUUGUGGUGUAUUGUCACCGCGGACAAGCGCCGGCUGUGCUGAACACCUUUCUUACGGCUACCCUAAAACUCGAUUGUGACCACGAAGACUUCAACCAGUACGCAGGAAGCACACCGGCAGAAGUAGAAAGCCACUGGCAGGAUGACCAGAGCUUGUUCAGCUUCAAUCUGUUUGCGUCGAAAAAACGGCGCCUCGUCGAGCUAGAUCCCUUCAACCAAAGCUGCAUCGGGAUUGUUUCGUCGGGAACUUACGAUGUGACGCUUCUGCUGAACCGAUUCGACGUGUGGCGCGUCGGAAUGCUGCUGUUCGGCCUGAUCAGCUUCUUCAGUGCCAAGUCGUUGAGCAAGAACCCACUGUUUUACUACUUUGGCGGCAUUCUGAUCGGCGUUGCUUCGUCGGCACUGAUCAUCGUGUACUUCUUCAGCAAACUGAUACCGUAUCGGCCUGUAAUGUACGGCGUAAUGCUCGGUGGCUGGACGUUAGGAAUUUGCGGUUUGCAAAUGCUGUACGAGAACGUGAGAUUGAUUGUCGUGCUCUAUCGGCACUACGUGUUCUGGUACCUCUUCAUCGUGGGCUCGAUAAGUUUUUUGCUUUGCUAUCGAAUGGGACCACCGCGCGACCAGCGCAGCAAGCAAAUCAUCCAGUGGGCACUACAGCUGAUGGCGCUGGCAUUGAUAUUCUUCUCGACCCACCAGCGUCCGAUGUCCGCCUUGAUAGUGACGUUGGUUGCAUCCAGUUAUUUCCUAUUCGUGCCGAUCGCUUUGUGCCGGUGGUUAGUGAACAAAUACUAUCGCUUGUUUCCGAGCUCCCGUCGGUUGCUGACGACGGAAGAGUUUGAGCAGCAGGGCAUCGUUGAGACGACCAAA